UUCUCAUAUCUAAUGUAUCUCCCACAAUUUCUCACUCCAUCAUUGAAAAAGCUCUGAAAGAUAUUGGACUAAAGUUAGCUUCUCCUGUAUCGUUUGUAAAAUGCGGCGCACUAGGUGAUGAUGAGUUUCUUAAGGCGCAAUUCCACUGAGGCAACAUUUAGGCAACAUGUAGCAUGCGGCAUUGACGCAUGCUACAUUCAGUCUUUCUAUAGAAGGAACACUAAGCGACAAAAAAUAUGUCUUCUUGCCGCAUGCUACAAGUUGAGCGUUGUUGCCUGUAGAUUGCGUCGUCUUUCGACACGAUUGGACGCCGUCUAUCCAACAGUCAACGGAUCCAUGCGGCUUGAAGAAGGCGACAUGGAGUGGUCGAAUGAUAAAACCGUAGCUUUUAUAGAGGAUUACCAUAAUUCGCCCGAAUUAUGGAACAAUAAAACCCCUGUGUAUAAGGACAUUAAACUCAGAAAUGACAAGUUGACACAAUUAUCUGGAAAAUAUGAUUGUACCUUGAUGGAGCUGAAGAAAAAAAUAAAGAAUUUGCGAUCAGCUUUUCAUCGCGAACGAAAAAAACUUCAGGAAAAAAAGAGCGGCUCAUCUCCUAGCAAAAAAGGGAAAUGGUUUGCUUAUGAGCUAUUGAGUUUUUUAAUUGAUGUCGAUGUACCCAAAACAACAUCGUCAACUGCUGGCAGUGAUGAAGAGGAGUUUGACGUUGACAUGCUGCAUUCAUCAUCACAAUUGUCAGUUCCGUCCCCAUCAGCAUAUGCCAUUUUGCAAAAUUCUGUGAGCCAACAGAAGGAUGCGAGCACUGUAUUUGGGGAGUAUGUCGCCACUAAACAUCGAAAGUAUAGCUGUUAUACGAAAAAUGUAAUCGAACAUUUAAUUAACACAAUACUGUAUAAUGUAGAUAUGGGUAAAUAUGACGACCCUAGCGCUACAUCCCAACGAAGUAUUCUCCAACCUCUGCGUCAAAACCUGCCUACAACCACUCAACAGUUUGAGCCGGAUGAUCAUCAACCACUUGAUAUUUCGGCUAUCCACUCAGAGCCUUCACCCGCAUCUGAAAUGGAUCGUAGAGUCAGCGAUGUGGCAUCCUAUUAUGCUUCUUUUUCGGAAGAAUCAUAUUCCUCAUCCAAUUAUUAA
Diorhabda carinulata is the source of this 1137-nucleotide messenger RNA. RefSeq lists its product as uncharacterized. The record is from RefSeq and is a predicted model, not a curated record. The transcript is spliced from 4 exons. Bases 118 to 1137 code for a protein of 339 amino acids. Lineage: Eukaryota; Metazoa; Arthropoda; Insecta; Coleoptera; Chrysomelidae.